Elephantulus edwardii (Cape elephant shrew) is the source of this 441-nucleotide messenger RNA. It is a transcript of the gene SPRN, whose product is annotated as shadow of prion protein homolog (zebrafish). Lineage: Eukaryota; Metazoa; Chordata; Mammalia; Macroscelidea; Macroscelididae. The record is from RefSeq and is a predicted model, not a curated record. Gene Ontology annotation, molecular function: nucleic acid binding. Gene Ontology annotation, cellular component: nucleus; membrane. Bases 1 to 441 code for a protein of 146 amino acids. The transcript has a single exon. Gene Ontology annotation, biological process: protein import into nucleus.
AUGAACUGGACAGCUGCCACGUGCUGGGCACUGCUGUUGGCCGCAGCUUUCCUCUGUGACAGCAGCACCGCCAAGGGUGGUCGGGGUGGGGCACGGGGCAGUGCACGGGGUGGGCUGCGUGGUGGAGCCCGCGGGGCCACAAGGGUGCGCGUGAAGCCAGCGCCCCGAUACAGCUCUUCCCUGCGAGUGGCGGCAGCAGGGGCAGCAGCCGGAGCAGCGGCCGGGGCAGCGGCAGGCCUGGCAGCGGGGGCAGGCUGGCAAGCUGCAGGGCCCAGACAGCGAGGCCCCAGGGACGGCGAGGACUGGGCACCAGGCGGCAACGACACUGGCUUCUACAGUUACCGGGCGUGGACUUCAGGCGAUCAACUUGUGCACUCUGGCCCCCACCUCUGCCUACUACUGGGUAGCAUCUUUGGUGCCCUGGCAUGGCUGCAACCCUAG